Molecule: messenger RNA, 804 nt
Organism: Dracunculus medinensis (Guinea worm)
Lineage: Eukaryota; Metazoa; Nematoda; Chromadorea; Rhabditida; Dracunculidae
Source: the annotation of a GenBank genome assembly
GAAUCGACGAAAAUCAACGACAACGAUUUUAACGAUGGAAUAUUUUCGAGUUGGAAAUUAGGACUCGUCGUUGCAGUUAUAAUUUUAUGCUUUGCAGUACUUUAUCCAAAUUUUAUAAGUCCAAUGUUUUCAUCGUUUUUCGCUUCACGUUCAACGACGCAACAACAAAAAAUGGCACCAAAUCGACCACCGAUAUAUCCAACAAUGAAUUCACCACGGAAUCGACCUGAUAUACAUCCAGGUAUGCGAAAUAUUCAAAAUGAAAUCCCAACUACAUCGAGAGGAAAUUUCGCUUGGUUGCUUCCAAUUUAUACAGUUGGAGUUGUGGCUUUUCUAAUUUAUACAUUGGUUAAGUCUCGUCGAAAGAAACGUCGUCGAAUCGAUUAUUCCUCACAUGAAAGUGAAAAUUCUUACGAAGAUGAAACAGAUGAUCAAGACAUUGGAUUCCAUGGAAGAAAAAAACUGAAACAUCUUCAAGAGCGCUUAAAACAAACCGAAAUUGCUAUGGAAAAAAUACUAUUGCAAUUGAAUACAUUAUCAUCGGAAUCGAAAAAUAUCGACGAGAAAGAAAUAAUACAAAAAAUUGAUGAAAAUUCUGAUAAUGAUUCUGAAAAGAAAAGGAUAACUAAAGAAGUUAUUACGGAAACGAAUUUGAAAGAUCUGGAAAAAGCACUUCGCGAAUUUAAACAACUAUCAAAUAAAUAUAAGAAAAAAGAAGAAAGAAAUGAAAAAGCAAGUGAUAAUGAGAAUUUUACCGAAUGCAGUGAAGAAUAUAAUUCUACGGAUUCUACGGAUAAACGAUAA